GAACCGCUCCCUGCUCAGCUCAUGGCUCAGGUUCGUCUUCCCCGUCAAUCUCCUCUCCUUUCUCUCCAAAACCUUCAUAGUCAAUCCAGUCGCCACCACCGCAACAGUACCAUCUCUUUCUUCUGCUCUCCUCUGUCUCACACUCUCAGUUAUACUUUUCCCAUCAAAGCUCGAAAUUUUAGUUGUUUCGUUGUACAUUUCUCCACCACUACCCAAAACCCAGUUGUGCAGCUCCAAUCAGAAGGUGAAACGCAAGAACAGGAGGAGUUUUCUCGAACCAGAUUGAUUGCCCAGAACGUCCCUUGGACUUGUACCCCGGAAGACAUCCGUUCUUUGUUUGAGAAGCAUGGCUCAGUACUAGAUGUUGAGCUCUCAAUGUAUAACAAGACUAAUAACAGGGGUUUGGCGUUUGUUACCAUGGGUUCACCUGAGGAGGCUCUUGAGGCUCUCACUAAGCUCAACUUGUCUGAGUUCGAGGGUCGUGUUUUAAGGCUCAAUUUUGCCAAACACAGAAGGAAGAAACCUGCAACAAGUGUGUCACCAAAGCCUGCAAUAGCAUUCAACCUGUUUGUGGCAAAUCUUUCAUAUGAAGCCAGAGCUAAACAUCUCAGAGAGUUCUUCAGUUCUGAGGGUGCCAAUGUUGUUUCUGCUGAAGUUAUAUUUCAUGAUAAUCCAAGAAAGUCAUCUGGGUAUGGAUUUGUCUCAUUCAAAUCGAAGAAAGAAGCUGAAGCUGCACUGUCUGCUUUUCAGGGGAAGGUUUUUAUGGGAAGACCAAUUCGGGUGGCACGUGGUAGACAGUUUGUGAAAGCACAGUCAGAAGAGGGUUCAAAGUCUGAUGACAAAUCAAUAGAGUUGAACUCUGGUAGUGAACCAGUAGACACAAGUGAUGAAGUUUGAAGCUGGAUGUGCAUGGGGCUGAGAUUUCAUCAUUUUCUUCUGUUUGUUGUCUUGUUGGUAAGCCUUUUAAAGUCAAUUGUUUCAACAUCAGUAAUAAUGCUGUUACUGAUACACACAUGUUUCAUCCAUUACUACUUUUUGACAUAUUCCCUUUUGUUGGUCAAUUCUGACGAGCAUUAGAGCAGCAAUCACCUUGCAUUUAUGCGAUACUGUGAAAAAACUGAAACAACUUCAAUUAAGAAGCAUUUCCUAAAUGGCAUCUAAUUGACUUGAUGUCUAUCACCAGAUUCAACCAUGGCUUCAUAAAAGUAGAAUUGAAGCGUUGGGGUCUGUAACGUGUGUUUUGGCCUAAAAGGAAAUCUAUCCUAUGAAAGAUUUUUAUAAAUCUGUUGCUACUAUUGAUUCUAUAGGGCUUAGUUCAAGUCUCUAAGAAUUUUGUGUCUUCAUAGAUUUAAUCCCCUGCUGUUGAAAUACUGGCAAUGAAGAGAAAUGGAUGACAUGAAGAUUAUGGAUUUUUCAGUAGUUAUUGUUUUUGUUGGCCACAACCACUAGUUAGCAUCAGCUUGUAGUACAUUAGUCUCAGAUUCUACACUCUGAAACAAUAAUCUCCCUCUUCUCUAAAUCUCUCAGUGCAUUAGGACAUAUAUUUCCCCCUGCUGAGACACAAUAUGGUAAUGCUAGCCUAUUAGGCUCAAUUUUUCUGUCAACUCAGUUAAUUGCAUCAGCAAAUUUUUAGAUUCCAGAGAUGACUUCUAUUGUUGGCUCUGAAACUUGAGGGGGAAAAAUGGACCUUGCUGUUGUUUGUCAAUUCAACUCUAUAAGUUAUGUCGAAUUAUGUGAACCGACCUUUUACUCACUCCAACCUCCUCUGUUACUAUAUAAACAACCCUCCAUUUCCACAAUCAAACCUGCAAAAUCUAUUCAUCUCUCUCCUCUUCUUGAUCAUCUCCUCUGCUAAAACCCUCUGUUUAUUACAAAAAUGGCCGGAUUAGGAGUCACCAGAGCUGGAAUUGCUUGCGUUAUGCUGGCCUUGUUCAUGGCUAUGCCAACCCUGGCCACUGUUUACACUGUUGGUGACACUUCUGGCUGGGCUACGGGUGUCGAUUAUAGCACCUGGACCAAAGGCAAGACCUUUGCAGUUGGUGAUAGCCUCGUGUUCAAUUAUGGAGCCAGUUCGCAUACGGUGGAUGAAGUGAGUGCUAGUGACUACAACACGUGCACUGUGGGCAACUCAAUCAGCACAGACCAAAGUGGUGCCACCACCAUCCCUCUCAAGACUGCCGGAACCCAUUACUUCAUCUGUGGUGUGGUCGGGCACUGUGGGAAUGGCAUGAAGCUGGCGGUCACUGUGGCGGCAGCAGCCUCACCGUCGGGUAGCACUACA
Molecule: messenger RNA, 2281 nt
Organism: Rubroshorea leprosula
Lineage: Eukaryota; Viridiplantae; Streptophyta; Magnoliopsida; Malvales; Dipterocarpaceae
Source: the annotation of a GenBank genome assembly